Messenger RNA from Papaver somniferum (opium poppy), 1152 nucleotides. RefSeq lists its product as uncharacterized. The coding region runs from base 1 to 1152 and encodes 383 amino acids. The transcript has 2 exons. Gene Ontology annotation, molecular function: nucleic acid binding. NCBI's taxonomy places the organism in Eukaryota, Viridiplantae, Streptophyta, Magnoliopsida, Ranunculales, Papaveraceae. The record is from RefSeq and is a predicted model, not a curated record. Gene Ontology annotation, biological process: DNA integration.
AUGGAUGUUGACAGUCCAGUGAUAGACAGUUCAAGCAAUCCUGCUGAAAACACUUCAUACUGGUGUCAACCUUAUAUUCGGUUUUUGACAACCAGUGAACUCCCAGAAGAUGAGCAUCUCCCUUCAAAAGUGAAAAAGAAUGUUUGGAGAUAUUCAAUGAUCGAGGGACAGCUGUACCGCAAACCUGUAGCUUUGGAGCCAUUUUUGCGAUGCAUAACAGCUGAAGAAGGUCAACAGAUAUUGGCCGAGGCUCAUGAAGGAAUAUGUGGAAACCAUUCUGGAGGGCGCAGUCUCGCGCACAGGAUACUUGCCCAAGGACCACUUCCCAAAGCUCCUGGAGGCGUUAAAUUCGUACUAGAAGCUACUGAUUAUUUAACCAAAUGGGUCGAAGCAGUGGCAUUGGUACAUGUUACCAGAAAUGAUGUGAAAAGGUUCAUAUGGGAGAAUAUCGUCUGGAGAUUUGGAAUCCCAGACGAGUUAGUAUUAGACAAUGGGAAACAGUUCAAUUAUGGGGUGAUCAAAGAAUUCUGCGAGAACCUGAAUAUUCACCACAAUUUCUCAUCUCCUUAUUAUGCUCAUAGCAACGUGCAGGCGGAGGCAACCAAUCGCGUUAUUAUGGACAAUAUCAAGAAAAGGCUGGAGAAAGCGAAGGGGAAAUGGAUAGAAGAAUUCCCGGGAGUCCUAUGGUCCUAUCGAACGACCCCAAAAAGAUCCAUUAGUUUUUCACCAUUUACACUGGCUUAUGGGACAGAGGCAGUCAUACCCACCAAGGUACAUCUAAAGACUAACAAAACUCGUGCUCUCAAAUCUGGGAAAAACGACAACAUAUUGACUUUGGAUAAAGAGUUGCUGGAAGAACAAAGAGAAACAGCCUUACAACAGUUGGUCCGAUACCAGCAGGCAAUCAAGCUGAGAUAUGAUCAUAGAGUCAGAGAACGGUCAUUCAAACCAGGGGAAUAUAUCUUGAAGAAAACCCGAGCAUUCACAAUGGAACCAAACUGUGGGAAGGUCAGAGCAAACUGGGAAGGUCCAUACAUAGUGGACAGCCCAGCAUCUCGUAGCUCCUACUACCUAAGGAACCUCGAUGGUACUCAAGAUUCAGAACUAUGGAAGCCAUGGAAUUCGUUCCACUUGAAGAAGUUUUAUCAUUAG